This is a messenger RNA of Brassica rapa (field mustard), 642 nucleotides long. Its product is annotated as protein phosphatase inhibitor 2-like. Lineage: Eukaryota; Viridiplantae; Streptophyta; Magnoliopsida; Brassicales; Brassicaceae. Gene Ontology annotation, molecular function: protein phosphatase inhibitor activity. The record is from RefSeq and is a predicted model, not a curated record. Gene Ontology annotation, biological process: regulation of signal transduction.
AUGUUUCCUAUCUACGGUUCAGGGGCUGUACACAUUGUCCCUUUUUCUUUAGCUAUUAGCAAAACUUCUCUUGGUGUAGCAUCAUCAAGUAUGUUAAUAUUGAAUGGCAGGGGACGUGUACAAUGGGAUGAAGCUAAUAUAGUGGAAAUUGAAUCCAACAAACCUGUUAGGCAGAAGAUUACUGAACCAAAGACACCCUAUCACCCACCGUACCCCAUGAUUGAUGAUGAUGGUGGUUCUCUGUGUUCUAGAGUAAGAUCGUUUGACAACUUUGUUGAAAUGCAUCGUGCUGAAGAACUAAAGAAUGAUCUGAACGAUUUAGCUUCUUCAAGUAAAAUUAUUAGCCACAUAUCUGAUUCUGGUGACUGGACCCCGUCAGAGGAUGAAGCAGAACCAAUAGAUCAAAAUGAAGAAGAUCCUGAGGGAGAGAAAAACACAAGUUUCAAUGAACAUAGACGGGUGCACUAUGACGAGUUUCGAAUGGUAAAGGAGAUGAGAUCCUCUGGUGGUUCUUUCUAUGGUGAAGACGCAGAAGGAGACGAUAGUGCCAAAACAGGUAAACCAGAGGCAACAAUCUCACAGAACACUCCAGGUGCUGCGGAUGCGAUAUCUUCAGGGAAGUCAUCUUCGUCUUCUACUUGA